AUGUCGGCCUUCGCAUCCCAGGACGAUCAAGAUGAUCAAGAUUACUCCUAUAUCUCUCCAGACCACGCAACCACUACACCUCCCAUACACCAAGAAAUGACCUCCGACCCAGAAGCUUCGCACGGCCGCAGUCGCUCCGCAAACCCGCUGCUAGGAAAUGACAACCCACUUGUAUCAGAACUAGAGCAGGAAGUGCUGGACGAGUACUCUCGUCUACUUCGGAACGUGAAUCAGCUCUCCGAUAAAGUCUCCGAUCUCGCGGGCUCCCCCGCCUCAAUGACACUUGACGGUCUCCGUCUGCUAGAGCGCAAAACCGCAACCGUGUGCACUUUGCUCAAGGCUAGCGUCUACAGUAUUGUUUUGCAACAACAGAUCUGGAACGAGGAUCAAGAGCAGCAGCAGCAGCAGAGUGGAGAGGGACAAUAUGGGGAUCAGACAUACACUGGUGAUGGCGGGUAUGAGGGCGAGGGAGACAUGACAUUCCAGUGA
Molecule: messenger RNA, 489 nt
Organism: Penicillium pulvis
Lineage: Eukaryota; Fungi; Ascomycota; Eurotiomycetes; Eurotiales; Aspergillaceae
Product: DASH complex subunit DAD3 family protein
Exons: 2
Coding region: 1-489 (162 amino acids)
Biological process (GO): attachment of spindle microtubules to kinetochore
Cellular component (GO): mitotic spindle; DASH complex
Source: RefSeq, a predicted model, not a curated record